Messenger RNA from Cyclospora cayetanensis, 1374 nucleotides. Its product is annotated as palmitoyltransferase ZDHHC15. Lineage: Eukaryota; Apicomplexa; Conoidasida; Eucoccidiorida; Eimeriidae. The record is from RefSeq and is a predicted model, not a curated record. Bases 1 to 1374 code for a protein of 457 amino acids. Gene Ontology annotation, molecular function: palmitoyltransferase activity. The transcript is spliced from 7 exons.
AUGGACAAGGACAGUGACAAGCAACCGCUUUUGAGUGAGGAGCCUGCUAUGGAGAAUGCAGCCGCAGCAGCAGAACAAAGAGAAACAAAUGACAGCCCGGGGGUGGCUUCCCGAAGCGUAGAAAGCAGCAAAAAGGACAAGCAACAAGGUGAAUCCCGUGCGUCUCUCGAGAGGAUGGCGGAUAAAAGUGGAGAAUCGGCGCCUCUUCGUUACGCUGCUCCUCUUGGGGGCCGCAAAGGGGCCUUGCUGCGGUCUCUGCCCGUCCUUUUUGUACUAUCGCUCGUGUCUGUGGUCGUUUCGGUGUACAUGGCCUUCCACAUCGCGCCCCUCAUUAUGCAGCAUGAAACAGAUAGAGAAGGUUUCUCUCGAGGUCUUGGGGAGCUAAUUGCCUUUGGUUUUCUCUUUGUAGCUUUUAUGGUUUGUUUCGGACUAAGCGUCUUUGUCCACCCGGGCAGCCCAAGUGAAACUGAAGGAGAGGCUUCAGAGUCCCUUAAUGCAGAGAUGAAGGGCAGUGGAGGUAUUCGCGUGUGCAAGUGGUGCGGAAUCGUGAAACCGGACAGAACGCAUCAUUGCCGCGUGUGCAGGAGCUGUAUCUUGAGGAUGGAUCACCACUGCCCUUGGCUCGCGAACUGUGUUGGAUGGGGAAAUCAUAAAUAUUUUAUGCUUCUUCUGUUGUACGGAGCGCUUACGUGUUUAUUUGUCGGCGCAACUAUGGUCGAGUCUCUCAUCAAAGUCGUCCGCGAACCAAAGGCGGAGUUUGGUGAGAUGUUUGCCUUGUUGCUGGGAUCUACCUUGGACUUGCUCCUCUUUGUUGUCCUCCUGCUCUUUGGCGCCUUCCACGUAUACUUGCUCGCGAAAGGCAUGACGACAAUCGAAUUUUGCGAAAAACGAUUGCGGCGAACGGAGCAGCAACCUCCACCGGACAUGUGGAAUAUGGGGCUGUGGAAGAAUUUCAAUGAGGCCUUCGGCUACAACCCUCUUCUGUGGUUCCUACCUAUCGACAACCGUCGGGGUGAUGGGAGGCAUUUCUUGUUGCGCCGACCUAGGUUCGGUGCUCCGACGACUACCGACUUGGAGCCAGGGGCCUCGGAUAGUCCAGAUGAGACAGGGAAGUGGCCGCAAGCAGCGGGGCUAGGCCACGAGGAACUACGAAGUUGGCGAGCGCGCGGUUACGCAGGCACAUAUUGGUUUGCGGAGUGCGGGAAGCCCUUCGCUGUACCGAGGAGCACGAAGGAGGGGAGAAAAGUGCAGGCCAAUUUCCUUUGGAGAGUCUGGGCCAGCAAUAGUGUGGAUAUGGACAGAAGUCAAGACUACGAGUUGGCUGACAAGGGGCCAUUCCCCAAAAGGGGGCGCAAGGGGCCAGCAUGGGACUAA